AUGUUGACAGUCAGUGCUGGAGAGAACCCGCGUCCAGAUUUCGAAGAGUCUUUGCGUGUAGUCAAAAUCGAUGACACUCAUUAUGUAGGUGCACACUGUUUAAGGAAACCUGUCAAAAUGGCUAGGGGUAUUUACGGGGGACAUAUGAUUGCCCAGUCGCUAUUGGUUGGCAUAGAAUCGACAAGAUUGGAGACUACGAAUGAGGUGAUGAUCCCAGACUCGUAUCAUUCAUUUUUUAUCAAUGCGGGAAACAACAAGACUCCUAUGGAAUACGAAGUUACCAAGCUAUAUGAUGAUGAGUUGAUAAGCAAAAGAUCCAUUGUUGUGUCACAAGGCGGGAAGAAUAGACUUACAUGUGUGGUUAUAUUGAGAAAGCAAGGAACCAAACCAUUACACAAGAUCGAUGAGAAUAUUCCACCACCACUAAUUCAAACCAGGUACCCUGACCCCGACAAGUUGCACCAAGUCCAACAUACAGACUUUUGCAGGAACGCUUUCGAUGAUGACUUUGUGGAUCAUAGAAGAACUCCUGAGGAGAGAAAACUACAUUUCGCAGAAAGAUGGAUAUCAAUCUUUACUGGGUUGAAAAACAUCCCUGAGCCAGGCGCUAAAUACGAUAAAGUGAAAGAUGCGCUCCCAGAUGCUGUUGGAAACAUGCAAAGCUAUGAGCUUGAUAUACUUCGACCCAAAAACUCCCAAUCGGUGAAAGACCCUAUAUACAACUACGUUGGGCUUGGAGAAAUUUCCGACAGCACUUUCAUCACAACAUUGGCUCGUGUGUUGCAUAUUCCUUGGGCGCCAUCACUAGAGAGAGGUGAAGAAUACGUGCCUGAGCUAGAUGCGACGUAUUUGAUGAGAUCAUCGUUGAAUGCGCUCCAUGUUUUACAUUAUAACGCCAUGUCAUUGGAUCAUCAUAUAUACUUUCAUAAUGAUGAAUACGAGCCCACAGAUGGCUCAGCAUUUGAUAUUAGCAAAGAUUGGUUGGCAUUCACUUAUCAGAUGAAGAGACUAAGCAAUGGUAGAGUCCUCGCCCGUGGAUACAUGUUUAAUGAAAACAGGAAAUGUGUUGCUACAGUUCUUCAAGAAGGAUUGGCUCUUUUGUCAGAAGGUGUUGCUACCACAGCUGAUAAAUCGCGUUUGUAA
Molecule: messenger RNA, 1143 nt
Organism: Lodderomyces margitis
Lineage: Eukaryota; Fungi; Ascomycota; Pichiomycetes; Serinales; Debaryomycetaceae
Exons: 1
Coding region: 1-1143 (380 amino acids)
Biological process (GO): fatty acid catabolic process; acyl-CoA metabolic process
Cellular component (GO): peroxisomal matrix
Molecular function (GO): fatty acyl-CoA hydrolase activity
Source: RefSeq, a predicted model, not a curated record